This is a messenger RNA of Anopheles gambiae (African malaria mosquito), 4783 nucleotides long. RefSeq lists its product as uncharacterized. Lineage: Eukaryota; Metazoa; Arthropoda; Insecta; Diptera; Culicidae. The transcript is spliced from 3 exons. The record is from RefSeq and is a predicted model, not a curated record. Gene Ontology annotation, biological process: regulation of DNA-templated transcription. Bases 1501 to 4614 code for a protein of 1037 amino acids. Gene Ontology annotation, molecular function: RNA polymerase II cis-regulatory region sequence-specific DNA binding; DNA-binding transcription factor activity, RNA polymerase II-specific.
UUGACGUUUAUUGACAAUACACACAUCGAGAGGAGCGGACGUGCGCGCUCUGCAAUUGCUUCAUUUUACUUGUAGUACCCACCGUAAUAAAAGUGUGAAUAUUGAUAAGUGAGUGAUUUCUAACCCGCAGUGCACGUAAUUGCGUACGCUUAUUCCAAAAUCGAGGUGUGGUUGGUGUUUUGUUUCAACAAUCAUCAGAUAUAUAUCUUCAAAUACAUACAUAUUUUCUGCAAUGAAUGCGGCGGCGCAAAAGGAUGUUUCAACCGUUAAAAAUAUAUUAAAACCAUGGACCAAAGAACCAUUAAUGAAAUGUUGGGAUUGGUGCAGUCCGAUGCUGGAUGGAGAAUCCUUAAGCAAUUUGUUCAAGUGUAUGGGAAGUUAUUGUAGCUUUAAUACGAACGAUUCCUGUGACAUGGUGGUUCAUUUAGCGAAACACGAUGAUAGUGCCGGAAUUUUUACUUGCGCUUAUUGUGUUAUGGUUUGUGAUAAAAUAAUUGAUCUUAUUGAUCACAUCAAGAAAGACCAUGGGCAAUGCCGUUUUCAGUGCGGUUAUUGCUUUUAUCGCUCACUGGAUGCUGCUAAUGUGUUAAAUCAUCAGCAAAUAUAUCAUGCUGAAGAUCGAAGCGGUGAAAAAUCAAUCAUCGAACUCCCCGAACGCCGCGACAUUCCUAAGAUUAAUUAUAUGUCUGCUGCUUUGAAAGGAAAAGUACGGCAAAAAAUAUUGAAAUGUACAGUAUGCCAUAAGCAAUAUCUGGCUAUAUCAUCGUUUAUAGAACAUGUACAAACGGUCCACUGUGGUGUGGCUAUCUCAUGCUGCUGGUGCUUAAGAACAAUUAAGAAGGACAAUGUUGCCGCUCAUUUGCUUACCCAUUACAUCGGAACAUAUGAAUGUUUGUAUUGUGAUUAUGCGUGCAACAUUAAGCAAAUGAUGCAACGGCAUCUUAGUAAUGUUCAUCCUAACAAACCAUUAUUCUGUUCUAAAAGGCGAGAAGUGAUGGUCUGUAUAUUUACACUUUUACUUUCACAUUCUUUUUAAAACUUUAAUUAAAAUUAAAUUUAACUUUAAACCCAUUUUUUCUCUUUCAGAAAUCGAAUCAGCCUAAUAAAAAGUACUUGCUAGAUUUAAGAGUAGUAGUACCUAACGAACUUGUGAAAUAUUUGGAUCCCGAUACUUCGAAAAGCGUUACAAAAACUAGUAUUAAUAAUAAUGAAAAAUCACCGAUUGCAGUACCACCGAUAUUACCGGCGGACAUAAAAAAGGAAGACCCAAAUGUGGACACCAAAAUACCAAAAAUUCUUAACGUUCAAGGGGGAAUUAAACUCUCUACAGCAGGGAAAAUCCUAACUGCCCAGCAAACAUUGCCUAUAGCGGCUGCCAAUCGUACAGUUUCUUUCCCCAACGCUAACGUGAACGUUAAUCGUGGUACGAAACGAGUAAGCGAUUCGCCUGUGUUAGGUUCGAACAAGAGAUUUAGGUUGAUACGCUCCGAAACUGGAACAAUGUUGUUAAAACUUUCUUCGAAUGCCAAUAUUACUGUGGCGAAACCAUCUACCAUUACGGGGCUAAGUGCUAGGUCUCCCUUGAUGGUUGGAAAUGGACCAAUUAGGCCAAAUGGAACGCACCCAGCAAUAAUAACAAGUCGUACAACGCAAACCGUACGAUCUUCUACAGACAGCUGUAUGACUACCAGCUCUACAACCUCAUCAUUCGAUAAACCUACUUCUUCGAAGCAAUUUUGUGAUGUGACACAAAGAGCCUUCGCAACUAGCGCUCAAAACAGCGAAAUCUCUAAUAGAGUCAAGAUACCCAGCAUGACAAUUUUCGAUAGACCUUUUGUUGCCUCGUACAGUGGUUAUGGCGAAAAAGAAGCUACAGUAAAGCAAAUAGGUUUUCAUUUUGAAGAAUUUCCUGAUCUAAUCGAUCGAUACUACCGAUUUUUGUGUUUACGUGCAAACAGAAAAAAGAUCACCCCGAUGGAGAUUAACACGUGCGGAAUGAUCUCAUGUACGGAACGGUUCGAGAAUCACGACGCACUAGUACAGCACAUGCGAAGCUAUCAUCACAUACUAUCUACAGAAGCCCCGUUACCAAUCACUUGCAGUCACUGUCUACUUAAGUUGAACAAUAUAAACACUUACAUCUAUCAUCUCACAGUGCACAGUCUCAAUCAGUAUGUUUGUUUCGUGUGCUGUUACAAACAUUUUUUGCUACCUAGUGUUGUGAAACACAUGAACACGGAGCAUGGCUGUACUUCGGUGCAGCUGUCCUUUGCUCAUCCGGUAAAGAAGGAUAUAUUGUCCGAUAUAAUUACCGUCAUGCCAGGCAGAAUAUCAGUGGAAGACAAGCGAAAGUAUGUGAAACAAACUAUAGAAAUAGGAGAAAAGCUCAUACAAACGAAAAUCAACUCAAACAAACCGUUGUUAUGGUCUAAAUCGAGUUUUGCUGGAAUUACCGCAACGGGUACUGUGAGCCAUAAACGAUAUCCCAAACAAGCACACUACAGCUUGCUUUAUAAGUGUGGUCUCUGUGGCAGUAAUGAGACCAGUAAAAUAUCAUUUCAAAAGCACUUAAUUGAGUGCCCUGAGAGAAAAAAUCACAACUCUUACAUAUGUGCGCAUUGCAGCAAAACAUUCAAAGAUUGGCUGAAAAGCCCAGAAACUAUCUUUCAGCAUCUGUACUACCAUGGGGAAAAUUUAUACGGGUGUGGAAACUGUGCCUAUUACCAUUAUUUGUUUGAGAAUGUAGCCAUGCACAUCAAGAGCGUUAUGCAUUCGUCCAAGUGUGAGAUAAACGUGUUGCGUGAAUCAUCGGAGCAAUGGGAAUGUAAUGUAUGCCAGUUGCGGUCGCCCUUAAGGCAAACGAUCAUGGAGCAUAUGCAGAAUGUGCACGAUUUGCCAGGUGAGCGUUUCAUGUGUUCGCUGUGCAAAUUUCGAACAUUUACUAACGCGGAAAGUAUUAAACAUUUUAAAGACAAACAUAAUGAGCAGGACGUCGUGAUGAUUGAGAUGUACCAUGUGAAGGAAAUCGAACAAUCAUCAAACAACGAAGACACAGAAUCAGAAUCUUCCGACGAUUUGCAAAUCAUAGAGAAAGUAGUUGAGGCAAUCACAAUUUCUUCGUCGAUUGAUGAUGCAGAAGAUUUGGACGAAAGGCUGGCAGAUUUUGACGACUCUUUGAAUGAACGCAUAAACACAGAACAUAGAAGAGUAGGCAAGGGUAGUAGCAGGCGUGAGAAUUUAAUGCUAUGUCCGGUGUUACGAGAGCAUAGUUAUGCUCUUCUAGCUACCGAUGAAACUGACCAACAAGAAGUUGUCUCAGCGUCAGCUGCAAAGGUGAAAGUGGAAAAGGAUCUCGAAAGUGACACCAUGACGAAUGAAACGAACACAGCUGCUACGGAUGCAAAUAAAGAUACUGCAAUGGAGGACAGCCAACAAUCUAAGGACAGUAAUGCUACAGGUGAGACUAAUAAAGACCUUUCAGUAGACAAUCAUAGUGAACGGCCUCGUGCAAAAUCCUUGGAAUCAGCGAUGGAACAGAGCAUGUCGCCAAAUACAGUAAUGAAUGCUUUUGCGAUGGAAAGGCGUGCCUCAAAACGGGUUGCUGUAAAGAAAGACGUAACCUGUCGUUGGAGUGUUUGCACCAAAUUUGGUUGCCUCUUUUGUGAUGACUGCUUCGAGCACUAUAAAUCAUUGCACAUGCACUCCCGAAUUGUCCAUGGUUUGAUUAGCAAAAAUUUUCUCAAUGAUCCAACAGAGGAGAGCGAUAAAAUUGGUUCGUUUACCGGAUUUCGGUUGUGCAGCAUUAAACGCUGCUUUUAUUGUGACAAGGAGGAUACCUUUUCGGCGCUUCGGACCCAUUGUGAAACGACGCACGCAGAUAAAACUUUCGUAUGUCUUGAUUAUUGGAACCCACUCAAAUGUGGACUGUGUGCGUAUCUCAAUGGUUCUGGCCAUGAGAAAGAUUUCUCCCAUCACUAUCAACAGCACCACAGUAGUGGAGCUAAACAUUUGUCUCCAUUUGAUCAUAUUGACGAUACCUUUAUUGACUGGGCGCUAACGCUUGGUAAGAAGCAGAACGUUGAAAACAAGGGAGACGGCAGGGUAAUAAGAUACAUUUGUGGGUUAUGUACUGAACAAACUGUGGACGAGUUAAGCAUGGGUCAGCAUGUGGCUAGACAUGCGUUGAAAUACGAUUGCCCGCAGUGUGAUGCAACCUUUAAGGAAUUGAAGGUGCUUUACGACCAUAUGACAAUUAUACAUCGUAAUGAAGAUUAUGUUGUACCAUCGGCUGCUCCCAUGAUUGAAGACCAAACGCUGCUAGAGGUGAAAAUGUGUUUCAUCAAUGGUUUUAUUUUGUCAAAGCGCGAGGCACAGUAUACUUGCCAUGGAUCAAUUCAAUUGUUGGAAGAAGGCUAUCAGAAGUAUUAUGCACAACAGAAGAGUGAUUUAGAAACGCAUAAGGAAUUGAUGCUGAUGCCUGUUCUUACAACAGAAGAACAAGAAGAUAAUCAAACCACAUGCAAAUUGUUUAUGCAAAAUCAGAAAAAAUAUCCUGUGAUCAAGAUCACAUCUGUCGAAGUGAGUGAUUUGGUAGAAGGUAAUACGAAUCCGUGAUUUGACAUAAAUUACACUGCAGAGUACAAUUUGGGUUUUAAAAUGCUUCUACCAAUAAGUUUUAAUUACUUCUCACUUUGUUUCAUUAUUGUUACGUUAAGGCUUUGUUAUCAUAUGUGUAUAAUUAGUAGUAGGAGAUAUCGUAAAAUAAAUGAAUAUUCUGAAUAAA